Molecule: messenger RNA, 1741 nt
Organism: Loxodonta africana (African savanna elephant)
Lineage: Eukaryota; Metazoa; Chordata; Mammalia; Proboscidea; Elephantidae
Product: olfactory receptor 11H4-like
Exons: 1
Coding region: 674-1642 (322 amino acids)
Biological process (GO): G protein-coupled receptor signaling pathway
Cellular component (GO): membrane
Molecular function (GO): olfactory receptor activity; G protein-coupled receptor activity
Source: RefSeq, a predicted model, not a curated record
GGUUCCGCUGAUAAAUUAGAGGGGUUUAAAAUAAAAGCUUGAAGUAAAGCAAGUUCAAGGAAUGUUCUGUGGUAACUAUUAGCUCUCUACUCUCCAGGAAAAUAUUCCUACAAACUUUCAUUUUGGCUUCUGAGUUAAGACUUAUAAUUCGCUGAUAUGUUACAAGAGAAAAUUAUUCUGAUGUGAACUAGACACAGAAACAAGUGUAUAAUGGACAUUCACAGUUCAGGUUAACUGAGAAGUAUGUCAAAUACUUUCCAUUGGGUGAGAGAUGUCAGAACAUAGUCAUUUCAGUCCUAAUAAAAAGUAACUUGGACUAAGAGUGGGCCUAUUAAAAUAAAUAACUAUGGGUGUAAAAAAGAAACACAAACUGAUAGUCACUUGGCUGCCCUUCAAAGAGGUGAGAGAGGGUGAUGUUUCUGAGUUUUUGAAAUUUCAAACAGGAGAAUUUUUUUUUUUAAUCUAACACAUUGAUGAAGUCCAUAUAAUACAAAGUUUCUAUUGCUACGAACCCAAUUUUAUUGAAAUUUAGAAUCACUAAUAUUGAUUGGUGGCUUUUAAGGAAGAGUUAGGAGUCAGUGGAUAGCUUAUUCCAAACUAACUGCCAAAUGGCCAACAUAGGUGCCAUGCAUAGGUUUCCUACAGUUUCUCAGGAAGAAAAACAACUUGUAUAAUGCUGUUUUCUGUCUUCUCUGCAGCCCUGGGAUUCAUGAACAAUUCAGAGAAAAGCACUGUGACUGAGUUUGUCCUCCUAGGCUUCCCUGGUGGCCAGGAGAUGCAAAUUUUCCUCUUCUCAUUGUUCUUUGGGGUCUACAUAUUUACCAUGAUGGGAAAUGGCAGCAUUGUCUGUGCUGUGAGGUGGGACCAACGACUCCACACCCCAAUGUAUAUUCUCCUGGGGAACUUUGCUUUCCUUGAAAUCUGGUACAUUAGCUCCACUGUGCCCAAUAUGCUGGCCAAUUUCCUCUCAGAAACAAAAACCAUCUCUUUUGUUGGCUGUUUCCUGCAGUUCUAUUUUUUUACUUCCCUUGCUACAACUGAAACAUAUCUCCUCUGUGUCAUGGCAUAUGAUCGGUACCUCGCCAUCUGCCGCCCAUUGCACUACCCAACCAUCAUGACCCUACAACUCUGCUAUAUCUUGAUGUUUCUUUGCUGGCUUUUUGGGUUCCUUAGUUACUCAGUCUCCACAAUACAACUCUCCCAAUUGUCUUUCUGUGGGCCCAACAUCAUUGAUCACUUUCUGUGUGACAUGGACCCACUGAUGUCUCUGUCCUGUGCUCCAGCUCCUAUCACUGAGAUUGUCUUCUAUAUCCUGAGCUCCCUCAUUAUCAUCCUCACCCUUCUACACAUCCUUGGUUCUUAUAUCCUUUUACUGAUAGCUGUAUUAAGAGUCCCUUCAGCAGCUGGCCGACGAAAAGCUUUUUCCACCUGUGGAUCGCAUCUGACGGUGGUGUGUUUAUUCUUUGGGGCCCUCUUGGCAAUGUACGUGAGCCCCACAUCUGAAAACCCAGCAGAACUUCAGAAGAUUAUUACUUUGUUCUAUUCUGUGGUCACUCCCUUCUUAAAUCCUCUGAUUUACAGCUUACGUAACAAAGAGAUGAAGGCCGCACUGAAGAAAGUCUUGAGGAUAGAACGAGCGUAAUCUAUGUGAGACCAAGCAGACCACUGUCCACACGUAAAGGAUCACUUAAGAAAGACUUGAUUUCAGCUGCCAGUGCACACUUUAAAGAAGACAUUUUCU